GCAAUCAAUUUUUACCACUUGGGCUGAAAACAUUUAACCAUCUAAAUUGAUAUUCAGUGAAGAAGUUACCAGCAACAGCAUCAAUUAUCUAGUUAAAACCAACAAGCCUUAUUGAAUAUUAAUUCGGAUUCACAUUGUAUUAAUCGUUUUCCAUUUCCAUCUUCAUUUUGAUUUCCAUAUUUUAAAAAGUGGAAUCAGUUCAUCUUUCAUUCAUUUUUAAUUUCUUUGACCCUUGCCAAGCAAAUCAUGGCUAUUCCUACAGCGAGUUUCUUUCGAUCUUGUGAUGAAUGUCCUCAGGAAAUUGAGUGUAAAGUUGAAGGUUCGCUACCUGAAUGGUUAAAUGGAUCAUAUAUUCGACUUGGACCAGGGAAAUGGGAUCUGCCUGGGAAAGAUGAAUUCACGAUGAAUCACUGGCUUGAUGGUUGUGCCAUGUUAAUUAAAUUUCGCAUUGAAGAUGGUCGAGCCUUCUUUUCCUCGAAAUUUCUUCGAUCAUCUGCUUAUACCAAAAUGAUGGCUAAUGGUUACCCCGUUUACACUGAAUUUGGAACUCGAGCCUAUCCUGACUCAAGUAAAGGUCUUGUCACUCGAUUGUUUCAGCGAAUGGUACCAAGUGAUUUGACUGACAAUGAUAUUUCAAAUCUUUAUCUGUUGAAUAAACGUCUUUUUGUGGCAACUGAGUCUUGCAAUAUCUGGAAAAUUGAUCCUGCAAAUAUAACAGGAGUGGAAAAGUUCAAUUUAGAUAGAGAAGUCAAAGUGAACCUGAGCUGCUCUCAUCCUUUGUAUUCGCCAAGUGAUAAUUGUUUUUAUAAUAUUGGAACCAGCUUCUUAUCAGGAAUGAAAUACACUGUUUACAAGGUUCCUGCAACUGAUUUUUCAAAAAACCCAACGGCACAUCCCUUUUUAGGAGUGGACAAAUUAGCUGUAAUACCAUCUCGAUGGAAAGUUGGAUUCAGUUAUAUUCACAGUUUUGCCAUGACUGAGAAUUACAUUGUGAUUAUUGAACAACCUUUGGUUAUGUCUGCUCUCAGGCUUGCAACAUGUACAUUAAAUGGGAAAUCUAUGCAACAGUGUCUAGAAUGGCAUGCAGAUGAAAACGUUCGUUUUUAUGUGAUCAACAAAUCAACCGGAGAUGAACAACCCUUAGAUAAAGAAUAUGAUGCGGACCCGUUUUUCUUUUUCCAUGUUAUAAAUGCCUAUGAACAAGAUGACCAAGUGGUUAUUGAUUUAGUUGCUUAUGAUGAUGCGAAAGUACUUGAGAAGUAUCAUAUACCUUUUCUUCGUAGAAAUCAAUUUGGCGAUUACUGUCAACCAGCAAUUCGAAGAUAUGUAAUUCCACUGGCAGCUAGAUUUACAAAAGGCGUACCUAUGAAUCCCUUGGUCAACAUACCAGAUUGUUCAGCAUCCGCUAAAGUUGGCAAAGGAGUUAUUAAAUUAUACCCUGAACAAAUUAGUGCACCCGGUUUCGAGUUACCAACAAUAAAUAGUUCAUUUGCUUGUCAUGAACACCGCUACGUGUAUGGCAGUGGUACUUUUGACGAUGGAUUUUUUAAACGUUCUGCCGUUAAAAUGGAUUUAAAGGAACAAGAAAUUCAAUUAUGGAGACCAUCUGAUACAGGAUUCCCCGGAGAAGCAGUUUUCGUCGCAAAACCUGACAGCAAAGAAGAAGACGAUGGUAUUCUUUUAUCAGUCGUGUUGGAGGCUGAUGAAGCGGAAGACAAUUUCUUGGCUAUAUUGGAAGCACCAACAAUGACCGAAUUGGCUCGAAUCAUAGUGCCUAAAGCUGCGGCUGAUAUUCCACCUACGAUUCAUGGACUUUUCAUUCCAAAUAUCAAAGAGAUUAUUGUAUAAAUUCAUUUUACUUUUUACCAAGUUGAGAACCUAUUCUUACAAAGCUUUUAAUCAUAGGUACAUUAGUACUGUAAAUUUUUAAAAUAAAACUACACUUUAUGUAGUACAGUAUUUCUGAUUACAA
Tetranychus urticae (two-spotted spider mite) is the source of this 1972-nucleotide messenger RNA. Its product is annotated as carotenoid-cleaving dioxygenase, mitochondrial. Gene Ontology annotation, biological process: retinal metabolic process; carotene catabolic process. The record is from RefSeq and is a predicted model, not a curated record. Gene Ontology annotation, molecular function: carotenoid dioxygenase activity; beta-carotene 15,15'-dioxygenase activity. Lineage: Eukaryota; Metazoa; Arthropoda; Arachnida; Trombidiformes; Tetranychidae.